GUUCAGGUGCUCAACUAGCCUGCGUGUUCACCUCAUUUUGUAUAUCGCUUAUUUAAAGAUAAUUAAUAAUCUUACACGCUUGAAAAGGCUUGAAGCGACUUAGGUUUUUAGUUGCCGGUAAAGAAACAUGUAAUUUGAGUUGUAAAUAAUGACGUGGCGUACCCUUUCUUUUCUUUGGAUGUGAAAACAGAAAGCUGUUUAAAAAUAGAGGUGGUUUAUGUAUAACAGUAGUGAAGAUAUUUUGCCUCUACCAGCAUGUCUUACUUGGAAUGGGCAGAGUCUCAGCUUGCAGAGAUAGAGCUGCUGACCAGUAUGUUUCCCACCCAGGAGGAGCUGGAGAUGACAGACCAGCUGGCACUAGCUGAGCUCAGGGACUAUGUGGAGUGCUUAGAUUCAACAGACAGGCCUCCACCUUCCAGACCUCAGUUUCUCAUCAAACAGAGGCUGGACACAAGCACAGAGAGGGUUGAUGUCAUUCUGUCCUGUGCUUAUCCAUCUGAAUAUCCCAGCGUGUUACCAGAGAUAACAGUCCGGUGUGCCGGUCUAAGCAGGGCCCAGCAGACACAGCUCCACGCAGAUCUCAAUGCAUACCUCAUGGAAAACUGCCAGGGGGAAGUGUGUGUGCUCUCCGCUGUGGACUGGGUGAAAGACAACCUGCAGCUCUUCAUUAAUAAGAGCUUAUCAGCACCAGCUCCUAAGAAAGAGUCUACCUCUCUACAGCCACAAGAAGUGUUCAGCCGACUGUGGAUUUACAGUCACCACAUCUACAACAAGACGAAAAGGAAGAACAUCUUGGAGUGGUCCAAAGAGCUGGGCCUGUCAGGAUUUAGCAUGCCUGGGAAGCCUGGUAUUGUGUGUGUUGAAGGUCCUCAAUCUGCCUGCGAGGAGUUCUGGUCCAGAGUGAAGGUUCUGACAUGGAAGAAGAUCAUGAUUCGACAUAGAGAGGAUAUUCCCCUUGAUCGUCAGGGUGAGGACAGCAGGACUGUUGAAAGUAUAGACUCCCUGCGCAAAUUCACAGGCUUUGAAGAGGCAAUGUUUGACCCCCAUGGGAACAGAGGUAAUCACAUGGACCUUGGGCAGCUCUACCAGUUUUUAAAUGAGAAAGGCUGUUGUGACGUCUUUCAGAUAUAUUUUGGUAUUGAAGGGAGAGGUAGUGGUCAGACCUAGAAUAAAUAUACACUGGUAUUUGACUGGUGCCUUCUCAUUAAAAUCUCUUCUCCUUAAAAUAAGUGUUAACCCUAAAAUGGAAAUGCAUUCAUUAAUGUUUUUGUCUCAUGCAAGCGCACAAAUGGAUUGUGAGCAUGUGGUCGUGUGCCUGAUAAACUGAAAUAAAUUAAACACUUUUUUAUGGAUGUUUUUUCGAGUGUUAAACUCGGGACCUCAUUGGGAUAAAAGGCAAAAAGAACAUUUCUGCAAUUUCAGAAAAUAGUUCUCACUUAUUUCAGCUAAUGGGCAUAUUUUUCAAAAGAAGCAUUAAAAAUAUUUUUUUCCGAAGAGUUUUAUCAAGGAGUUAUAUUUGCAAUUUUAAUACUCUUGCAUGUGCUGCAGAUUACACCUUGCCCUAGGUGCUUCUUUCCUCAAAUGGCACCACUGUGUAUUCCUACCAGGCUAUUAUAGGAUUUUAGGAUAUCUGUUUAUGAAAUCUGUUGAUAUUUGUGUUAUGAAUUAUAAAUAAGACAACCAUGGAAAGUCUCUCUCCAAUUUUCUUUGAAUGAUUAGUUGUUGGAUACUUUUUGCAUAACUGUGGAUUACACAUAAUUAAAAUGUGCGGCUAUUGAA
Morone saxatilis (striped sea-bass) is the source of this 1779-nucleotide messenger RNA. RefSeq names its product RWD domain containing 2B (gene rwdd2b). The record is from RefSeq and is a predicted model, not a curated record. NCBI's taxonomy places the organism in Eukaryota, Metazoa, Chordata, Actinopteri, Moronidae. Bases 256 to 1167 code for a protein of 303 amino acids. The transcript is spliced from 4 exons. Gene Ontology annotation, molecular function: protein binding.